This is a messenger RNA of Trichomycterus rosablanca, 602 nucleotides long. RefSeq names its product interleukin 15 (gene il15). Gene Ontology annotation, biological process: neutrophil activation; immune response; positive regulation of immune response. Gene Ontology annotation, cellular component: extracellular region. Lineage: Eukaryota; Metazoa; Chordata; Actinopteri; Siluriformes; Trichomycteridae. The transcript is spliced from 6 exons. Gene Ontology annotation, molecular function: cytokine activity; cytokine receptor binding. The record is from RefSeq and is a predicted model, not a curated record. The coding region runs from base 66 to 602 and encodes 178 amino acids.
CUGUCGCUCCAGCUGGAUCGGUUCGGACUUUAGCAGAAUGAACAGACAAUGUGAAGCGGAAUUGCAUGGCCCCUGUAGACUUGGCGUCGAUGAGCUUCUUUAUCAGCGUCUUUCUCGUUUUGAUUGCGGGAUUUUCGAAUAAGCGCAAAAGGCAGAAAUCGAAGAGAAGUGUGAGGUGUUUUUGUGUCCCUUGGUGCUUUGACAGGAACCUGGAGUACCAUUUGAACCUCGAGGUUUGGAAUUCUUUCUUAAUUAUGAGCUGCCUGAGUGCAUUAUUGACACAUGUGGAUGCACACCAUAAAGAUCAAAGCAUACAAGAGCUACAAAAUGCACUUGAUAACAUGACAACUGAAAUUAAAAAAUCAAGUGCAACAUUGUACGCUCCUGAACGCAAUUUUACAAAUUGCACUUCUAAGAUAAUGUACUGCUACCUGCUGGAGUUGAACGUUGUCGUAAUGGAGGAAAAUUUAAAUAACUCCCAGAUGAUAUACACUCUUAUAAAGAAAUAUGAGGAAUUUCAAAAGUGUGAAGCAUCCACACCGGUCAACUCCACAACGUUCUUGAAAAAGAUGAAAACGUUUCUUUUAGGACUGAUGAGCUGA